UUGGCACAUGCGCAGUGGAAGGUUGCGGAUGGGCUUUCAAAGGCGGCUAAGACCACGUUUCCCAAAAGGCUACUCGGCACGCGUCACUAAGUGUGCGCAAGAGCAUGCGUAGCAAAUGCGUUGGGCGGCUGCGUCGGCGGCGGCCGCGGAAGUACAAGCGAAAGGCUUCCACGCGGGUUUUUGGCUCCUUCGAUCGGGUGCUUGUGAGCCUUCGGAACUUGUGGUCUCGGAGUCGCCGCGAUGCCUAAAGCGAAGGGAAAGAAUCGACGGCGGAAAUUCGGUUAUAAUGUUAACCGUAAGCGGCUGAACCGGAACGCGCGGAGGAAAGCAGCGCCGAAGAUUGAGUGUUCCCACAUCCGUCAUGCCUGGGAUCGCUCCAAGUCCGUGCAGCAGAACCUGGCGGAGAUGGGCCUGGCCAUGGACCCGAACCGGGCUGUGCCUAUCCAGAGAAAGGUAACAUUAAUGGAUGUGGAUGUUAGCAAUGAAAAAAAGCCAAAGAAGAUAGUACGGAAACCCUAUGUCUUGAAUGACCUGGAAGAAGAGGCAAGCCUGCCUGAGAAGAAGGGAAAUACCCUUUCACGGGACCUCAUUGACUACGUACGCUACAUGAUUGAGAAUCAUGGGGAAAACUAUAAGGCAAUGGCCAGGGAUGAGAAGAAUUAUUAUCAAGAUACUCCAAAGCAGAUCAAGAGCAAGAUAAAUGUAUACAAACGCUUUUAUCCUCAAGAGUUUCAAACCUUUAUUGAUUCCCUGGAGAAGAACAAAAUGGAAGUGGAGUGAGGGAUUUGUGCCACAAGUUGUGUCUUAGCCAAGUGACUUGUUCAGACCUUGGUGGAUGUUGGCUUGGAGAACCAGAUGGAAAACUACUUCUGUAAGAAAGGAUUCCUUUCCAUGCUUUCCUAUGGAAACCUUUCCUCUAGGUUUUACCCAAUCUUUUCUUCCCAUCUAGUGGUGGAUCCUAGAGACUGCUCCUUGAAGUAAAAAAUAAAUUUUAGGGAGUUGGGGGGGAAGGGAAGAAGCCAGAACAAGCUGCCUCUAUUGGAAGAGAUUUUUUAAAAUGAAGCCUUUGAACAUUAAAUCUCAUGUGACAUUUGAAGCUUUCAAA
Molecule: messenger RNA, 1105 nt
Organism: Gracilinanus agilis (Agile Gracile Mouse Opossum)
Lineage: Eukaryota; Metazoa; Chordata; Mammalia; Didelphimorphia; Didelphidae
Gene: NOP16
Product: NOP16 nucleolar protein
Exons: 5
Coding region: 241-780 (179 amino acids)
Biological process (GO): ribosomal large subunit biogenesis
Cellular component (GO): nucleolus
Source: RefSeq, a predicted model, not a curated record